Messenger RNA from Sycon ciliatum, 7637 nucleotides. RefSeq lists its product as uncharacterized. The record is from RefSeq and is a predicted model, not a curated record. NCBI's taxonomy places the organism in Eukaryota, Metazoa, Porifera, Calcarea, Leucosolenida, Sycettidae. The coding region runs from base 253 to 7062 and encodes 2269 amino acids. The transcript has 7 exons.
UCCAGCAGAUGCGACCAAUCCUCACUGGUACCGUUCAACUACUUACUUCUACUUCGCUCUCACUGUCGCCAAUUCUCCUUCAAGAUCCAAGUAGUGUAUUUUGCCCCGUGUCUUGAAUAUAAUAAUCUGUAUUUUGUGUGUACGUGUGUGCGUGCAUUGGCCACCAUUCCGGAAAAUCUGAAGCACAGCGCCAGCCAGAAGUAGCCACGGUGCUGCCCUCCUACUCCUGGUCGGACUCCGGAGAAACGCGCAAUGGCCGCCAGAGCGGUGCUCCUCGUACCGCUACUGCUGCUAUGCUCAGUAGCCGUGCCCACGUUAGCCCUAAGCAGUCAGCUUGCGGGGCUCUGGGACCUAUUCUCUAAGUCCCCCGACUCGGGCAAGACGUUCAAGAUCCUCCCCGGCAAUGGUUCAGGGGUGGUGCAAGAGGAAUUCAGCGGAGAAGGCUCUGAGUCCAUCUUGGUGUCGUCUUUCAGCGAACCGUCCUCCAUUCUCAGUAAUCCGGUACAGCUGCGCCUGGCCAUCGACGUAGAGGCUACCGUUGCAUUCCAGUGCAGCGAGUCGGAACAGGAGCUAUUCGUUGUGUCUUAUAUCAGCGGGCCAUCACCGGACACAGAGCUCGGAUUCGACAAUGCCACCAACACGGUGCAUUUCAACAUGCACGAGAAGAACACGUCAUCAGAGUUUCUUGCGAGCAGUACCAGCGCCACCAUCACCGUGCACAUCUCACCCGGACUCCUUGCCCGCGGCUCAGCCGUUGUGCUCAGCCACCCCCAGGCUAAGCUAGCCGAGAGCAAGCAGCAGGGCGACACUACGGCCUGCGACUUCAGCGCCAUCGUGUCCGCCCGAUCGGCCGCCGCCACCAGCAACCUGUGCCUGGAGAGGGAGACGGCGUGCGAACACCACUGUGUUGCCGAGACGGGCGAAUGCGCUUGUCGAAUGGGCUACGCCGUGCAUGCCACACAGCCAUCAAAAUGCCUUGCAACGCACACCGUGUCAGUGACCAUCCCGGGAGCAAGCAAGUCCAUCCAUGCGUACGGCGUUCCACACGCGGACUUUGAAGCACUUCUGGCGUCGCAGUUCAACGGCAUGAUUGGCGGCGGCGGUGUUCACCGCGUCAGCAUGAAGCACGACACCGUCAACAUCUCCACGGUGGAGACGGCCACCGAGUCGGCCGUCGACGUAGCGCACCGGCUGCGCAGGUCUCUGAGCAUCCAGGACCAGGACACGUCCAUUGCCGGCUUGCAGCUGACCAGACUGACGGCAAUCCGUCUGGUCGCGCCCGACGGCUUGUCCAGCAGAGGCAAGCGCCAGGCAUCAUGCCAGCAGCUUGGACAGGUCCUCUCACAGUACCUCACUGGAUUCGAUCUAUCCGCGCUCAUCCUUCCCACCGACCUUGACCUGGCAUCGUUGUGCCCAACCACCGCCGACAUUGUCAGCGCUAUUGGCACGGUGACCAUUCCGAUUCCAGUACCCAACGCCGUUGCCAGUACCUUGCUGCCAGAUCGGCUUGUGCUGCAGGAUACCGUGCUGACACUGACUGCACAGCUGGUUGAUCGGUCAGUCACGUUGACCGCCGCCACCAACUGGAUUGUCGGCAGCACCCCGGUGGCGAUUACAAUCACCUUCGAUGUCAAUGCCGGUACUGCAGUGGUGACCGGGGACGCACAGGGCCUCAGCGUUGCUGACAUCUUCUCCCUGCUCUCGCCCAGCCUGGCCACAACAGCCGGUCUGGACGGAGUGGCGGCUGACGAAGUCGGAUUUGAGCUCGUAUUCGGCAGGAACACGCCAACAACAUUCUACUUCCGCCUCCUGAUUCAGUCUGCCCAGAAUCUAGCCAGAAAUCUGAUCGGCACAGCGGGACUACCCGUAGCCGACCUCCAAAGUGCGCUAGAAGCUGCCAACCUGGACUCGUUCGACAUUACUAACGUGGAGUUUCUAGUGACCAAUGAGGGAGGCCGCCUGUGCAUCAAAGUCAGCGGCAAUCCAGUGCUUCCCGCCUUUGAGGGGGUACCAAUGUCUGCGGAAAUCAAGGCUAUUGAUGUUGGCUGGCCUAAUCGCAGUGUGUCAUUCUCAUUUUUGGUGGACGGCAGCAUCAACGUUGCAACAGCAAUCAAGGGAUUUAUCCCUACCCUGGACCUGACUGGAGUGCCCGGCAUCUCAUCGCUCCAGCUCCCUGAGUUUGCCAUGUCCUUCCGCAGGCCCAGAAUCGGACUGCCAGCCCUGCCGCCUCUUCCCAACUUCCGAGUGCCGAACAUCAGACUGCCAUCACCGAAGCUGUCGAUACCUCGCCUGCAGCUUCCAGGUAUCAAUUUCAAUGCAAACUUCCAGCCACAGCUGCCCAGCUUGCCAGACCUGUUCUCCAUUUCUGCUGGCAUUGGAGUAGGGCCGCUCUGCCUGAAUCUCAAGAAUGAAGCUGAUGGAUCUGCAGCAAGUCUGACAGCAGUUCUUCAGGUGAUCUUCCCUUCCCUGGACAUUAGCAGCCUGGGCAUUCCAGACACCUUCCAGAACCUACUAAGCGUGGAAGUGGAAGAGCUUUGCUACAACUCGACGUUGAGGACAUUCACAGCAGCACUGCGCUACCCGGGCACUAUUGAGAUGGUGCCUAGCAAACCUGGCUAUGUCUCACUCACCAACACAAUGGUCAGAGUGGUUGUGGACGCUAGCAGGCGACCAGUCCGCUUUGACUUCUCGGCCGCGUCUGAAGCCAGCCUGGGAACGUUCCCUCUGCAGGUUUCCUUUAAACGCGAUCGCUCAGGUUCAUUCAUGUUCUCCGCCACACCUGUCCAAGAUACGAUUACCAGCAGAGACAUUGUCAGCUCGUUCGGCAGUGCUGGCAGUGACCUAGCUAGUGCGCUGGACGAUCUGCAGCUGUCUGACGUAACCCUGUCCAACCUCCUCAUUACCGCAUUCAACCGCCCAGAUCUCACGCUGCGCUUCACAGCUACGGUGUCCUACCGAGACUUGCCGUCAGUGACAUUUGAGCUGGUCCUGAGUAAGCCGUUCACGUCGCAAUCUCUACUUGCCCUGGGAAUCCGGACUACAUCAGCAACGCUUGCCAAUGUUGUCAAGUCAGUGAUUCCAAGUGCCGACAUUUCUGAUCUGCCCUUCGUCGGUGACUUCACAGUGCCGGCAGUGGGUGUCUUGCUGUCAUCUAGAAAUGUUCCUGAAAUCCGCACCCUACCAUUCGUCAACGCGGAUCUCUCGACGCUUGCCAGCCGUGUGAGCAACGCCAGAAUCUCCUUGCUCUUCCCUGUGACGUUCCCUCGUGUGGGACGCAAGGACUUCGUAGCAGCAUUCCGUGGGCUCAGCUUUGACUUCCAGCCUCCAGAUGAUGAAACGAGUCUCCUGGAUCUGGCACAGCUCGCUCUGCCUGGUGUUAACCUGGGCGAACUCUCGCCACCAGAGGGUCUGCCAGGACUGGACAAUGUCUUCAUCGACCGUCUCUUUGUGGACGUUCCAGGCAAAAUGUUCUGCAUUGAAGCGCGCGUUGCCGGUAUCACAUUCGCUGUCAUUCCAAACGCUCUGUCCAUGGGAAAUAUCAAGUUCCUCCUGUGCCUGGAGAAGGAUGGACGCACUACUCGCCGUAACUUCAUGGUGGAGGGUGACAUCACACUGGGGCAAGUCACAUCGACCAUUACCUUGCAGCAAAACGGAAACUUGCUGGAGGCGUCAAGUACCAUCAGCCAGCGUUUAACCAUCAGCGACAUCCUCACCAGCUUCGGCGCUUCGUUCAUUCCUGGCGGUGACGAACUGUCCAGAAUCUUGCAGCAGAAUGGAUUCAACAGCUUUGGAAUCAGUAACACUGUCAUUGUUGUCAAGCGCCGAACCGGCGGUCCGACCAACGUGCUCCUGAGCAGCACAGCAGCUAUACAAGAGUUAAGUGCAGACAUUGAGGUAUUGUUCACCGGCCUCGGCACACCCAACAAGAAAUCGGUCGCCGUCCUGGCCUUGCCAAGCAUCUCAUUGCCCCGUAUAGUGGACAUGCUGAGCGGUCUAGACCUCUCCGGUCUGCCAUUCUUUGGUGAUCUUGAAAUACCGGCCACCACCGUUACCAUUUCAAACGCUGACAUAACCAGUCUACCCGACGGCUUAGCCUUCACCAAUACGGCCGUGAGUGGUGCUAGGUUUGCCAGAGGUGCCGCUCUGAGCUUCCUACAGAACAUCGGUGGUCAGCUCAAGACGUUCAAGACCACACUGCGUCCUGACAGCUUUAACAUCACCCUAGAUGAAUUCCCAACCCUGCACGAGGCUCUGGCGCUCAUUUUCCCAGGCGUGCAGAAUCUGGACAUCUAUAGGUCACUGCCGAAUGUUGUCCCCGGUGUGUUUGACCUGCGUGUGAAUCGCAUUGCAUACAACAAGCAGGCUGGCAGUCUAGCUGUGGAGGCGUCGCUGGACUCAUUCGUAUUGAUCCCGAACCUGUUGGAAAUCUCGACAUCAACUGUGAAAGCGUCCAUCACAAAGCGUCCGGCUGGCAGCCCAAGACAGGCAGCACCGUCAAGCUCUCAGAUUAAACUGUCAAUCGAAGGAACUGUUACCUUGUUUGGCCUGAAUCUCAACCUGAACAUCAACUAUAACCAGGCAACGAAUGCAUUCGGAAUUCGCAUCACAUCACCGUCAGGAGAAGUUAAGUUUGAUAAGUUGUUUGAUUUGAUCGACUCAGCAGCUAAUGAUCUCACAAACCCUGCCGUUGCUGCAUUGCAGCUGAAGCAGUCAUCCAUCCGCGACCCGCUGUUCGAAGUGAACACCAAGUCUGGCAAUGUUGCAUUCCGCAUCAGGGGAACACCGACGAUGACCGGAUUCGGCCUGUUCACUGUCGAAGCUCUUGCAAACACGUCUCCACGCCAGUUUAUUCUAACACUGAACGCAAAGCAGUUCAGCAUGGCUAAGAUGCUGGAGGUGCUGACUGGACUCGACCUGAGCGGCAUCCCAUUCCUCGGACUUCUCCGCGGCCCGUCCAACAUCGGAAUCACGCUGAGCGCUACCAACGUACCGCGCAUACCGUUCCCUAUCACUUCCUACCCGCUGAACGAGACCACCAGUAUCGAUCGCGGCCUGGGCUUCACCGUAGCCUUCAGGCUACCAGCCGACUGUGCCAGUGACCCAAUCUGCAACUUCUUCCGCCUCAUUCUCGGCGACCAGAGCAUCAUCUUCCGCGUGACCGGUAUCAAUGGCCCACAGGCCACAAUUGCGUAUCGUCUACCCGCACAGCUGUCCCUGGGACCUGUCAAGUUGUACAAUGUUGACUUUGGAUUCUCAGUGAGCGCUACCGCACCACCAACUGUGGGCCUUACGAACAUUGAACUGGACGUACCGGUACCUAGCCCAGCUGAAGGACAGGAGCCAUUGAAAUUCAGAGGAAAGCUGCUGAUUGAUCCCAGCAGUAAUGUCGAGGCGGCGCUUCAGAUGAUUGGCAUCUAUGAGAACGCCUUUGGAAUCCCAGUGUUCUCGUUCGGAAACGUCGACCUUGGCUUCAGAACCAACAUCGCCUGCCCUAUCUGUGUGAGCCAGCUGAGAUUCGGAGGAGAGGUAGCUCUGGGCCGGAGAUGUUACCGUGGAAACAGAGACAACUGCGUCAUCGCUCAGUGCAUCUUCAACAUAGACGCUGUAGACGUCAAGAACAACUAUUUCUACUUUGCCGUGAACCGCCUGAGCUAUCGUCAUAUUCUGACGGCUGUUGGUAUUCCCGAUAACCCCGGACUGGUGCUGCUCGAUGCAGUGGAGAUACGCGAUGUCGAAUCGUCCUAUUCGUCCAUUGAUCGCAACAUCCCAUCUGGCAUCCUACCAGGCGGCAAGACAAUCAAAGCUGGCCUGGUCUUCAAGGGCAUCUUCAACAUUCUCUUCUUGGUCAACGUCAAGGUCGAUGUUGCUGUGGAGCUUCUGUUUGGCGUACCCAAGUCUGUGAAUGCCCUGGUGGAAGUUGCCCCGAUCAACCUCGGAGUACUGCAGGUCAGCGCUGCCAGUGACUCGCGUAAGGGAGCCAAGUUCGAGCUUAAAGCCACGGUUUUACCCCCUUCCUUCUUCGUGGAGAUCGAUGGCCGCAUUGUCAUCAGCGCCCUGAGAUUCUCUGCGUCUGCACUGAUCAAAAUUGACAAUAAUGGGCUGUUCAUACGGCUGGCCGGACCCAUCUUUGGCCUGCCAUCCACGUUCGAGCUCAAAGCACAGUUUGCAGACAUCCGCAACCCCAAGUCAUUCACCAACUUUGGGAUUAACGGCUGCUUUAGCACACUGGGUGCCCGUGUUGUCCAAGGAGUGAAAGCAGAGCUGCAAAAAGCAAGCAACGGACUGCGGCAAGGUCUUGACGCCGCUACUUCAGCUCUAGGCGAAGCAGACCGUGCCGUGAGCCAAGCAGUUGGCACGCUCAACAUUAAAGGUUCAGCGGAGAGAUCGGCCAGGGCUGGGCUGGACAGUGCCCAGAACGCCCUGAACAGAGCCCGGGACACGGUCAGAGGUCUGUGCAGCAUCCGCGACUGCAACCGUAGGACACGCGUGCCGAAGCCUUGCAUCGUGCAGAGGUGCAGCUGCGCGAUACCCUACCCGUGCUGCAGAAGGUGGCGUUGCUCGACGUGCUGCAGGACCGUGUGCGUUCCAACGCCGGGCUUCUGCGGAACGCACGAGAUCACCGUAGUCGACCCGGCGUGUGUCACCGCGAACGGGCUAUGCGAGGGUGUGCGCCAUACCGCCUACGUAGCUCUCAGAGCAGCGGAAGGAACUCUAAACGCAGCUAAAGCCACUGUCAGCGCCGCGGCUGAGGCUACUGCCGUGGCAACCAGAGCCGUGGCAAGCGCUAGAGUACUGUCGACUGCAGCUAAAGGUGUGCAGACAGCAGCACAGGCCAGCUUUAGCGCCAUCACCAGCGCAAUUUCUGGUAUCCUGAAUGCUUUCAGAAUCAACGGCAUAUGCUUCGAUGUGACGGUAAAUAGUGUCGGUGGCGGCAGCAUUGGAGUGUCAAUGGACUUGGUAGCAGCUGGAACGAGACAUCAAUUCAGCGAGACUAUCAACUUGAAUGACAUCGCCGCAUUCGCCAGCAAGAUGGCACGGCGCUUCUACGGAAACUUCUUUUAAUCUGCUCCGGACGUCCUACUGACAGCAACCUUCCAAUGGCCCCCGUUUCUCGAAAGGACAUUCCUGCAGAAGGAGUUUCCUACAUACAAGUAUGCACACAUACCUUACACCCGUGGCUAGAGUUUUCGUUCUUUAUAAUUUUCGGAGUAUUCAAAUUUCAAAAUUUAGUUACCAAAUUCUCCGCACCCGAUCUGUGAGAUUUCCAAAUUAUGAUGGAUAUGUACCGGUACAUACCGAAACAGCCUGUCGUCUACAGCAUGUUGGUACCGGUACAUAUAAUAUAUUUGGUGCAUAUGCUGCUUGUUCUGUGCCGCUAAAGCCAUACUGCGUUUGCAUCUAGAAUUCUAACCUCACACUCUGCCCUCGUUCUCAGCCUCGCCGUAGCACCCUGCACAUUCAUGAGAGACUAUUCUUCACUGAGAUACUACAGCUGCUGUUGCUCAACAUUAAUACCGACCUCUGUAUACUUGUGCAAUUUUAGGGAAUUGAGCAGACACUCUUUUAAAGGUGAUGUCAACAAUAUUAUGUGUUGGUGUUUGACAAUGUCUACAAUAAAAUAAUAGAACCAAACUUCA